AUGGCGUCUUUUAUGGAGGAUCUCUGGUCGAGCAUAUUCACCGCGGGCCCAACGCCGACUCUCCUCCUCGCUACCAACGCCACCUUCGCCGCCCUGCAAACCCUCCUCUUGAUUCUCCUCCUAGCCACAUACAGUAUCCAUUUCGCUAUCCUGUCAAUCCUUUCAGGAGCACUCUGGUAUUCAAUCAACUGGUUUGCGCAGGAGUUGAAGCAGGCCCAAGCCCAAACGGCGCGUCAGGAAACACCAGCAGAGAAGACGCCCGAGGCUAUACAGUCUGAUGCAAAGACUCGCGGGACAACGGAGGGCGCGGAUAGUGACACGGAAACAGAAGGCUCAAUGAGUCGCAAGGGUGCGCAGGCUCUUAGCUCAGCGGCACAGUCGGCUACCGCAUCGACGACACUCCAGGUCCCCGAUAACUCAAGCGAAGUCCGAAAGCGCCUUAGUGUGAGCGGCGAGAGCUCUGGGUACACAAGCACUGAUAGCGAAUGGGAAAAGGUGGAUGACAGCGCUGGAAAUUGA
This is a messenger RNA of Aspergillus mulundensis, 519 nucleotides long. Its product is annotated as V-type ATPase assembly factor PKR1. The record is from RefSeq and is a predicted model, not a curated record. Gene Ontology annotation, cellular component: endoplasmic reticulum membrane. Gene Ontology annotation, biological process: vacuolar proton-transporting V-type ATPase complex assembly. Lineage: Eukaryota; Fungi; Ascomycota; Eurotiomycetes; Eurotiales; Aspergillaceae. The transcript has a single exon. The coding region runs from base 1 to 519 and encodes 172 amino acids.